Oreochromis aureus is the source of this 3630-nucleotide messenger RNA. Its product is annotated as TOX high mobility group box family member 2-like. Bases 496 to 1914 code for a protein of 472 amino acids. Gene Ontology annotation, biological process: regulation of transcription by RNA polymerase II. Gene Ontology annotation, cellular component: nucleus. Gene Ontology annotation, molecular function: chromatin DNA binding. Lineage: Eukaryota; Metazoa; Chordata; Actinopteri; Cichliformes; Cichlidae. The record is from RefSeq and is a predicted model, not a curated record. The transcript is spliced from 9 exons.
CCUCUUUCCCGUUUAUUAUCGGCAGAGGUCGCAUGGCAGAGGGAAGUCCAACCACUUCUGUACUGGAACCAAUGCAAGAAUAUGCACCUCCAUAACAAAGCCUGUAUGGAGUCCUGAGAGCGGCGGGACAGGACAGGCUGCAGUUUUGCGGGCUGCUGUUCAGCUUUUAGAAAUACCCAGUAAGACAGGAUCUAAGUUGGAUGUUUGCAUUGUUUUGCCAGCACGUGCGUUAUCAGUGAAUUUGUACUCUCGCUUUUGAGUGAGUGACUGAGUGAGUGAGUGUUUCGCAUCCCGGCGCGGGGCUCUGAGGAGGACUGCGCAUCACUUAGAGUUGGUGCCGAAGUUCGGCCGCGAACGGAUGUGAGGGAAGAGUGCGCCGAGUAAAACUCCCUCACUUCUUUUCGUCUCUCCCGCUUUGGCGCUGUGUUUGCCAGGACAAUAGUACGUCAAAGACGCUGAAAGUGAUUUCAUGCCUUCAGUCUCGCACAGUCUGAGAUGGACGUGAGAUUUUAUCCUGCGCCCCCGGCAAAUGUGGGUUCAUGCUCCCUACCGACUGAUCCAAGUUGCCUGAGCUCGUUGGACUAUUAUCACACGAACAAGGCCCGGUACAGUGUGGGUGAGCGAGGCGUUAGGCUCCACACUGCCCCCUCUCCGGCCAUCAAUCCAUCUAGGAAAAGACUACCCACUGCUGUGUUUGAUGGUGACAACAUGUACAUGAAUGACAAUAACCAAGAGUUUCGGUCACCAAACCAGAGCUACUCCAGUCAGGGCAGAGGCGGCAGUGGUGGCGGAGGAGGAGGAGCUGGGGACGAAGACUACGAGAUCCCCCCCAUCACACCGCCGAACCACGCCGACCCUUCUUUGCUCCACCUCAUGGAGCACGAGUCAGGUUACCCCUUUCACUCCCUGCCACACAAUGGCUUGCUCAACACCUACUCCUACCCCGAGCUGCCCGCGCUCAUGAUGUCCAACAUGCUGGGUCAGGAAACUCACCUCCUCUCUGGGCCUAUGCACUCGAUAAGCAGUGAGAAGCGACCCUCAGCAGAAAUGAUGAAGCCCAAACCCAAACCUCAAAAGAAGAAGAAGAAGAAGGACCCCAACGAGCCACAGAAACCCGUGUCCGCAUACGCGCUCUUCUUCAGAGACACCCAAGCAGCCAUCAAGGGCCAAAACCCGAAUGCUACCUUCGGGGACGUGUCCAAGAUCGUGGCCUCCAUGUGGGACAGCCUAGGCGAAGAACAGAAGCAGGGGUACAAGAGGAAAACCGAGGCGGCUAAGAAAGAGUACCUGAAAGCCUUGGCCGCGUACCGAGCCAGUCUGGUUUCCAAGACAUACAAUGACCCUGAACCAAAAAGUGCCCAGCAGACCAGCCAGUCCUCCCACAUGAUGCCCCCCAAGCAGCCCCUGUACAGCGUGCCCCCUCAGCCCUCCUCACCGUACCUGGGCCCGCCGGGCUCCUUUCCCCUGUCAGACCUCCAGAGCUAUGGCGGGCCACCCCGCCACACACUGGCGCAGACCCUCGGCCAGUCCCAGAUGCUCCCACCCAACAUGAGUGCCUCUCCCCCAGCACCCUUCCAAAUCAGCCCACCUCUGCAUCCGCACGCUCAGCUCUCCCUGCAUCAGAGCUCCCUGCUCAACCAGCCAAUCCGAAUGCAGCAGUCGCAACCAAUCAUCUCGCACCAAAUGGGGCUCCAGGCAUCUCUGCAUUCCCCUCCUCUCAGCCAACAGGGUUUCUCCCAUAUUCAAGCUGAUUACCAGAACAGUGUUGGGGGCUCACAGUCUCCCGGGGCCCCCAAUCCAGUGCACGGCCAGAACCCCGACUGGGAUAGCGAGUACUGCAACAGGGACUGCGGACCCAACCAUUGCAGCAGCAGCGGCAUGGGAGCUCGAGACAAGCCUCUCUACCUCACUUGAAGUUGAAAGACCUCCAAAUGUCAGACUCCAGGGAGCUUUCUAACAUAACAACAACAUCAUCGAUGUAUCUGCUUCUACACCAUUUAUUUUUUCUCUUUCUCUCUCUCGUUUUUUUUUUUUUUCUUUUCUGAUGGAUUUCGAAAAUCCCAAAGACUGCUACAGUAACUUCACCUAUUUGCCAAGCACUUAGAUCGGCCAGAAGCCCGAGGCACUUCUCUUGCUUUUUUUUUUUUUCCUUAUCAGUGAACUUUCCAUUUUUUGAGGGGGCAGCGAGUUUUAAGCUCAUGCCAACAUACUGGAAAUGAAGACCAAAAAAAAAAAGAAAAGAAAAAGAAAGAAAAAAACAUCUUCUCAUUUUGUCUAGAUUUUUUUUUAAAGAUGAUUCCACUCCUUUUUGCUCCAUUACUCUGUUUGCCAUGGACUGCCCUUGUUUUGGGGAGUUAAAAUGCUCAAAGCAUACUCCAAGUAGGGUCUUGGAUAGAAAAGCUAAUGCAGGAAAAUAGAAUAUAGUCACCUCAUCGGGGUGGAUGUUCUUCGGGACAGACUGAAACACCCGAAGUGAGUGAAAGCAAAGCGACAUUUAAAAUGAAGGUAUAGUCACAAACGCAUUUGUAAAUCAUCCUUGCCCUCAAUAGAGGACUUCAUCCUUUCCUUUAUUUAUCACAGCGUGAUUGUAAAUAUCACCAAAAUGGAUUCCUCUUAUGUGUGUAUUUAGCUGCAGUCCCUUGCCUUUUUCUUUUUUUUUUUUUUUUUUUCAAAUUGUUCUUUUUCUGUGCAGGCGGAUUCAGUGAGGGAAUACACACACUAAAACUCGUGUUGAAACUGUGUUCACCAGUCUCAUAUCUCUCCAAAAUAAAGAGGGAAAUGCAAAGACUGCAAAAUGCUCAAUUUCCUCCACAGCUGGCAGAGCUCCGGUAGAGAGCGUCGCACUCUCUUCACAUGGCCUCAGGACGCUGCAGAACUGUAGAGGUCAAAGAUUGAAACCUCUCCUUUUAGCUCCUCCUACUUACUAGGUCAGUAAAGACCACACCCUCCUCCCCUACACCUGUGACCCCGCCCAGCCACCCCUUAGUCCCAGCACCACUUGUACAGGUGAAUAACAAAAAAAACAAAAAAAAAGUUGCUAAAUGUGAAAUGUUACUAAAGGUUAAAAAAAGAAAAAAAAAAAACAUAACAGUGGGUUUUAAAGUUUUUGACUAGUUUUAUUAGGUGUUUUAGAAUUGUGUUGAACUCAUCUUUAUCUUUUUUUCUGUAAAGAAAAAUAAUUCUUUAAGAUUUUCUUUUUUUUCACUGUAGCAGGAUUUUGUUUCAGAGGAUCGCUCGUCAGGACAGAUAUUUUAAUUUUGUGUAUAAACCUGCCAAACAUACUUUUAAAGUUUUAAAGCCAGUGAUGAGAGAACCCAUUAUGUUUUUGUUAAAUAUCAUAUGGUCAUUCUAUUUAAUUUGGUUGCAGGUUCCACAUCUAUUUAUAAAUGAAAUGAAGUAACAUUUUGGCUUAUUUUCAUCAGGGUGCAUUAUUAUCAUUAUUAUUAUUAUUAAUAUUAUUAUUAUUAUUAUUAUUAUUAUUAAUGAUCAAACUACAUGAUUAUUAGAAUAAUAUUUUUUCAAAAACUGCUGUUGGUGCUAAUGUACCAGCAUUAGAUUCUUUUUUCUUUUCUUUUUUUGUGUCACAAUUACUUCUUUUCGUUUUCUUUUGUCUGUAAUAAAAUGUUUAAA